UGAUGGUAAUACUUUCGGAUCUGGAAAUGAUUUUCGUGUAGAUUUUCUGCGACGGAAAUCCAAUCAUGAGAGAAAUGGUUUGGGUUUGAGAAGAAUACCAUUAAUCAGUUCACGUUUUGGCCUUUUUGGUUUAAUUUAAUGCUCCAAAUCUGACACCAUGAGGAAGAAGCUCGAUACAAGAUUCCCAGCUGCUCGCAUAAAAAAGAUAAUGCAAGCUGAUGAGGAUGUUGGGAAGAUAGCACUGGCUGUGCCUGUUUUAGUUUCUAAAGCAUUGGAACUGUUUUUACAAGACCUUUGUGACCGUACAUAUGAGAUAACUCUCCAGAGAGGAGCAAAGACUAUGAGUUCAUUGCAUUUAAAGCAUUGUGUACAGAGCUACAAUGUGUUCGAUUUUCUGAGGGACAUUGUCAGCAAGGUUCCCGACUAUGGUCAUGGUCAUGGCCAUUCUGAUGCUCCUGCUGACGAUAGAAGUGUGUCCAAGAGAAGGAAGGCUACCGGGGAUGAGUGCAAUGACAGUGACGAAGAGUCAAAGAAAAGCAGGAUGCAUGAGGUGAGCCAGGCUGGCAGCAGUGGCAGAGGGAGAGGCCGGGGCCGAGGGAGAGGUCGAGGACGAGGUGCUCGCAACAUAGAAAGAGAAUCCUCUCAUCGUGAGAUGGAAUUGGAGUCGUGUGCAGCUCCUCAGGAGAGCAUGAAAAACAAUUUGAGUCCCGGAGGUUUGGUAGAUAAUGGUCCUGAGUUGAAGGAACCUGUGAAAGAAAAUAAAGUGGGAGCUGAUGUUGCUGGUCCAGCACCAUUGAACUUUGACCUGAAUGCCGAUGUAAAUGAGAACGAGAACGCAAAAGCUGCUGCUGCAGCAGCAGCAGGCAAUGCGUCAUCGGCAGAGCCAACUACCGGACUCAAACAUGAAGAGUAUCCUGGUUGGUCUCUUCCAGAAAUGGACAAGAUGGCCAUUGAUCCUCUUCAGCUUGCUAAGAUUAGCAAGCGGUUGGAUGAGGACGAGGACGACUAUGACGAAGAAGAAGUAGAAGAGUGAUCGACCAUUUGAUGGAGACUUUGUAGGUAACUGGAUUUUUUUCCCUGGUUCAUACGGUAGGGAGUAAUUACCAGUGUAAGAAGCACAAAAAAUUGGCACCUCAUAGGCAGUAGAAAUGCUCUUAUGUUAGAUUUUAUUUUCUAUUUUAGUGCCCUGCAUUUGUUACUAUAUGUUCAUAAUAACUUUUGCUAACAACCUUUCUGAAGGGUAGAUUGCUAUAACUAUCUUGUAACAUCAGUUUGUGUAAUUUCACAGCUCAAUGUAGGAAGGUUGCUAGCCUCACAUAUUGAGUUGCUCUUAUU
Molecule: messenger RNA, 1335 nt
Organism: Tripterygium wilfordii
Lineage: Eukaryota; Viridiplantae; Streptophyta; Magnoliopsida; Celastrales; Celastraceae
Product: dr1-associated corepressor-like
Exons: 6
Coding region: 158-1033 (291 amino acids)
Biological process (GO): regulation of DNA-templated transcription
Cellular component (GO): nucleus
Molecular function (GO): protein heterodimerization activity
Source: RefSeq, a predicted model, not a curated record